GCUUGGCAGCCGGGCUGUGUGCGUGGGAGCGGGAGGCCGGGCGGCGCGGCGGGCAUGGGCGGCGGCGGCGGGGAGUGAGGGGUCCGCUACGAUGUGGCUAAAGCCUGAGGAGGUGCUGCUGAAAAAUGCCCUCAAGCUGUGGGUGCAGGAGCGCUCCAACCAGUACUUCGUGCUGCAGAGGCGGCGGGGCUACGGCGAGGAGGGCGGAGGCGGGCUGGCAGGUCUUCUUGUGGGAACAUUAGAUGCGGUAUUGGAUUCUACAUCGAAAGUCGCCCCAUUUCGCAUCCUGCAUCAGACACCAGACUCUCAAGUCUACUGGUCCAUUGCAUGCGGAUCCAGCAGAGAAGAAAUAACAGAACACUGGGACUGGUUAGAACACAAUGUUAUGAAGACUUUAUCAGUAUUUGAUUCAAAUGAAGAUAUUACAAGCUUUGUCCAGGGAAAAAUAAGAGGUUUGAUUGCUGAAGAGGGAAAAGGUUCUUUUGUAAAAGAAGAUGAUCCUGAGAAGUUUCGUGAAGGUCUUAUGAAGUUUGAAAAGUGUUUUGGAUUGCCAGAGCAGGAGAAGUUGGUUACCUACUACUCGUGCAGUUACUGGAAGGGCAGAGUGCCCUGUCAAGGAUGGCUUUAUCUUAGUACCAACUUCCUUAGCUUUUACUCAUUUUUGCUGGGAGCAGAAAUAAAACUUACUAUCUCCUGGGAUGAAAUAUCGAAACUUGAGAAGACUUCCAAUGUGAUUCUGACGGAGAGCAUUCAUGUGUGCUCCCAUGGGGAAGAUCACUAUUUUUCCAUGUUUUUGCACAUUAACGAAACGUUCCUUCUCAUGGAGCAGCUGGCAAACUAUGCUGUUAGGAGACUUUUUGACAAGGAGACAUUUGAAAAUGACCUAGUCCUUCAUGACCCCCUGCAGAUCACCAAGAGAGGCCUAGAGAGCCGAGCCCACAGUGAGCAGUUUAGUGCGUUCUUCAGGCUACCCAAAGAAGAGACCUUGAAGGAAGUUCAUGAGUGCUUCUUAUGGGUUCCUUUCAGUCAUUACAACACCCAUGGGAAAAUGUGCAUUUCAGAAAACUACAUCUGCUUUGCUAGCCAGGAUGGCAGCCUGUGCAGUGUAAUCAUUCCAUUAAGAGAGGUCACAGGGGUGGAUAAGGCAGAUCCAGCCAACAGAGGAGUCAGCAUUAGUACCAAAGGAAAAACAGCUUUUCGUUUCACGGAGGUUAGAGAUUUCGAACAGCUUGUGGCAAAGCUCAGAAUGAAAUGCAAUGCAACUUCGAGUCCACAACACAUCAUGAAUACAGAGGUUGCAGCUAGUUCUGCCUCUGACAGUCCAAAGGAUUUUGAUGCAGGACCAUCAAAGAUGGGUCAGAGAGAUAACAGCAAAACUGUCAGUACAGAAGCCCUAAUGACUGUCUACCACCCUCAGGAUGCUGAGAAUCUAGACUCUAAAAUGUUGAAAGAAAAAAUGAAAGAACAGUCCUGGAACAUCCUCUUUGUCGAACGGGGACAUGGUGUCAGUAUGUUUCGAACAAAGAAGACUCGAGACCUGGUUGUAAGAGGGAUCCCGGAGGCAUUAAGAGGAGAGCUCUGGCUACUCUUCUCAGGUGCUGUAAAUGAUAUGGCAUCCAACCCUGGUUAUUACACCGAGUUGGUGGAAAAGUCCUUAGGAACGUGCACUUUAGCUACUGAUGAAAUUGAACGAGAUUUACGUCGCUCCUUACCUGAGCAUCCUGCUUUUCAAAGUGACACAGGAAUUUCUGCGCUCAGGAGAGUUCUUACAGCGUAUGCAUACAGGAAUCCCCAAAUUGGAUAUUGUCAGGCAAUGAAUAUUUUGACAUCAGUACUUCUGCUAUAUGCUAAGGAAGAGGAAGCAUUCUGGCUUUUGGUUGCUGUGUGUGAAAGGAUGCUACCCGAUUAUUUCAAUCGUCGAAUCAUUGGUGCCUUGGUAGAUCAGGCAGUGUUUGAGGAGCUCAUCAGGGUUCAUCUGCCUCAGUUGACAGACCACAUGACGGACAUGACUUUUUUCUCCUCGGUCUCUCUCUCCUGGUUCCUUACCCUUUUUAUCAGUGUGCUGCCUAUUGAAAGUGCAGUCAAUGUGGUGGACUGUUUCUUCUAUGAUGGAAUAAAGGCAAUCUUGCAGCUGGGUCUCGCAGUGCUGGAAUACAACAUGGAGAAAUUGCUGACUUGUAAGGAUGAUGCAGAAGCAGUCACUGUUCUCAACAGAUUUUUUGACAGUGUCACUAACAAAGACAGUCCUUUGCCUCCAGCUGUGCAGCAGGGCUCCAGCCUCAGUGAUACAAAGAGUGACCAUCCAAAAGUGGACAUUACUGAUUUGAUCCGAGAAUCAAAUGAAAGAUAUGGCGAUAUUCGAUAUGAGGAUGUUGAGAGCAUGCGCUGCAGGAACAGGCUUUAUGUGAUUCAGACGUUAGAAGCUACGACCAAGCAGAAUGUGCUACGUGUUGUGUCCCAGGAUGUAAAAUUCAGUCCUAGUGAUCUUGAAGAGCUUUAUGAAUUAUUCAAGAAGGAGCACUUUCUUUCCUGUUAUUGGAAUGUAAAUAGUCCCGUCUUACAACAUCAUGAUGCCAGCCUGCCAUAUCUUGACCAGUAUCGGAUUGAUUGCCAGCAAUUCAGGGUUCUCUGUCAUCUCUUGAGCCCCUGGUCACACUGUGCAAACAGAGACUCGCUUGCAUUGUGGACGUUCAGACUGAUGGAUGAGAGCUCCGAUUGCCUUAUAAACUUCAAACAAUUUGCCUGUGUUCUUGAUACCAUGUAUAAUGGAAGUUUCACUGACAAACUCAAGCUUCUUUUUAAGUUGCACAUCCCUCCAGCUUUUACUGAAGUCGAAUCUCUGAGCCCUUCCAAAGGUGGUGAUCUUUCAAAAGAAGAACUGAUCCACUUCAGCCAACUCAGUGUUUCAUCUGUUGGGGAUAGUCUUGAAAAUUAUUCUCUGAAGAGCAGCCCAGAAAAAGUAGGGAAGGGGAGGGUUGACAUUCAGGCAUAUCUGAAGCAAUGGCAAGAUGAACUUCUUAAAAAAGAAGAAAACAUUAAGGAUUUGCCAAGAAUGAAUCAGUCUCAGUUCAUCCAAUUCUCAAAAACUCUGUACAAUCUGUUCCAUGGGGAUCCCGAGGAGGAACUGUUAUAUCGGGCUAUAGCGGUGGUUACCAGCCUCCUGCUGAAAAUGGAAGAAGUUGGGAGAAGACUGCAGAGUCCCACAUCACCGGUCCAAAGUCCAGUUGCUGUUACGGAGGUGCCUGCUGAAAUCCCCAGAAAAGGGCAGGAGGAAAACAGCUCUGAGCAGACUGAAGGCAGCAGAGCACAGAGAUUGAGAGGGAACCAUGAGUGGUCUUUUGCCUUUGAACAGAUUCUGGCAUCCUUAUUAAAUGAGCCAGCCUUUGUGAGAUUUUUUGAGAAACCUCAUGACAUAAAAGUUAGAAUAGAGAGUGCUAAAAACUUACAACUUAAAGCAAGAACCAGAGUGUAAUUUUCUUUACCUUUGACUCUGAAUUAACCACAUAAAGCGCUUACAAAUGAAGGUUGUUAGUGUGGAAAUUGAGUCUGGUGUUUAUAUAGGGAAUGAAGUUUGAAGGGAUAGCUUUAGCUAUCAGAAUACUGGUAUGUAAUGUAAAUAAAAAUAAUUUGAAGCACAA
This is a messenger RNA of Grus americana (Whooping crane), 3638 nucleotides long. It is a transcript of the gene TBC1D8B, whose product is annotated as TBC1 domain family member 8B. The transcript has 21 exons. The record is from RefSeq and is a predicted model, not a curated record. Lineage: Eukaryota; Metazoa; Chordata; Aves; Gruiformes; Gruidae. The coding region runs from base 92 to 3472 and encodes 1126 amino acids.